AUGGUCUUUGAAGCCGUUCGUGGUAGCAGUUUCCGAGGUGACAUCGCUUUGGAUGACAUUUCAUUUACCGACGACGCUUCGGCGUGUCCCGUAUUUCCGACGGGAGCUGGAAGUGUCAACCCCGUUACAAUUCCACCAACACUGCCUACCACUCAUGGUCCUACGUCAG
Messenger RNA from Paramuricea clavata, 169 nucleotides. The record is from the annotation of a GenBank genome assembly. NCBI's taxonomy places the organism in Eukaryota, Metazoa, Cnidaria, Anthozoa, Malacalcyonacea, Plexauridae.